UUGAAAUCUCUUAUUUCAUUAAAAUAUUAGUAUGUGAGAAUUCGUAAGAGUAUGACAUAAUACUUUUUGCCUCGUUAAGAGUAUAUAAGAUUAUUACUAAUAUAUUUUAAGUAAAUUAAUGGGCCUAUCUAAAAUGUUAGAAAAACAACAAAAACAAACCCAUCGGUUGGCCUAACUGAUUUUUUUCCAGGAGCACACAAUGUUACCUAACUAUUCAUCUUCCUAACUCAUAAUUUUUUUCCUGUCGGUAAAGCAUAAAUAUCUAUUUUCUGGUCUCAGUUCAUCAACCUUAGCCUUACCUCGUAUUAUUCAAUGAACACCUAAGGAACCAAAAAAAUCUUCUCUAAUCAUUCAUGAUUUCCAUCUUGGUACCCAUCGCUUAAGUUGAUCCGCUUCAUCUGCCAAGUGUGACAAACAUCCUGAAGAUUUUAAUGGAUAUCAUAGUAUUUUAUAAUCUUGAGCCUAAUUAAGUUAGUCAAUGUUAACGUUCAUGUAUUUAGUUGGGUGUAAUGGUCUCAUAUAUAGAAAUUAUACAAGAUUUGUAUUAGAAAAUAGUUUCUGAUGAGAAAAUUUAUUAUGAUAUUGGUUCUUCUGAGAACCAAGUUUCAGGUAUACAACAGCAAAUAAAGACAUCAACUUUUCCGAACUACAAAAUUUCUUAUGAUAUUGGUUCUAUCCUAACUAUAUUUUAAGAUGAAAGAAAUGUUGAACCAUAUAAGUUUAAGACUUUUAGAACCUUGCCUUAGCUAUAUAGUAAUUUGGUUGAGUGAUGUAUGUAUGGAUUUUUGUUUAUAUUAAUAAUAGUGGUAAUAGUUCAGAUAACCAAAGAGAACCCACAUGUUUCAAAACAUCAAAACGAAAUUUCAGUUAUUAAAUAAAUGUUAGGUAAAAAAAAUCUUGUUCACAUAAAUUAAAAUAAUCAUUUUAAGCAACUUGAAUAGCAAACAUGAUCUUCAGUCUCGUCCCCUCCAUUAGCCAUUUAGUAGGAACUAUGUUUCUCAGAACCACAAUAUGACAAUCAGCCUUUAGUCUAAGACUAUGGUUUCGUAAAACAUAAAACUUAAUAGUGUUUAGAAAAUCAUGACCAAGUGCUUCAUUGUUUACCAAACUUAUAACACUAUGAUCAAUAUUAUUAGCACUAUGAUAAAUCUUUUACUAUCUAGUUUAUCCAACAUGUAAUCGUUAACUAUAUUUACAUCUUCAUUAGUUGGACAAAGAAUAGCUCUCUCUUGAAAAAACAGUUUUUUUUUUGUUUUCAUCCAAUAUCGUUGAAUCGCCAUAAAUAGUUGUGCUCAUUGCUUCUCUGCUUCACAAUCGUUAGGCUCAGAAAGUUUACCAUCCCUAACUCUUAAUAUUCACUCUGAAAACUCCUUAAGAUCCUUUGACUCUUUAAGUGACAAAUGAUAUACUAUGGAUUUUACCCACUUUUAGCCAUGGUAUAUGAGUGUUUUAGAAUAUAUUUUUUUUGUUUAGAGUCUAUUUAGAGUAUUUACAGGUUCAGAGACGAUUUGGAGAAAAGAGGUGAUUUUGGUGCCUUUUGGAGUUCUUCAAAGUCCAGAACUUCACAGACACGUCAGAUGUUUAUCUAUGGAUGGAGACCUUUCCACCGUUAGUUUUUUUCUCAUCUUUUGACACAAGAUAUAGAUUUGAGUUAGCUUUCUAAUUACACCGGUUUGAGGUCAAUCAGUAUCCUGUAGCGGAAGUUAUGCUGGUUUUACUGAAAAGUAGUCAAUCUGCAUCGCGAGAGAAAGUUGUCGAGAAGAGGAACGUAUAUCGAUCGAUGCAGCACACUGCAUAUCGAUCGAUAUGAAUGCCAGAAUGCAGGCCGAAUGCCAGAAUGCAGGCCGAGUAGAUUUAAUGACCGACUGAUGCUCAGGAGCCACCACAAAGUUACCAAAAUACCCUUGGACGAACAGAAACCCUAUUUAUGUAUUUUCUAAGCCAUUAUAUUGUUUACGGCUACACUUUCCUUAAUUCAUUAUUCAUUGUUCUUAGUUAGGAGAGAAGAGAGGAACUCCUUGAGAGUCCUCUUGGAACUCCAUUUGUUUUGGUUUUAUAUCAUUUAUGUUUUUCAUUUAUUCAUCUAUGAUUUCUGUGACAAACUUCAUGUCUGAAUAGAUCCACCUGUUAGGUUUAGGGUUCAGAUAGGUUAUGAGGGAUUAACCCCAAAUAUAGAAUUUCUAAGUUAUGAUAUUCAUCAUUGAAGACUGUUCUUAUUGCUUGUUCUUGAGUAAUUAACAUGAACUUGAUCUUACAUUAAUUAGGCAUUAGCUACUUCUUUGUCUCAUAUCUGACUUGUCUUCUCUGAGCUAGGAUUGAUAGAUACAUCGAGAGUUGGUUUAGAAACCCUAGUGAACACAUUAUCAACCCACGCUCAAAGCUUACUAGAAGCGUAUCGAUCGAUUCUCCUACAGAGAUAUCGAUCGACACGAAGAAAGGCAAAGCGGUCGAUUCUCCUAUAGAGACAUCGAUCGAUGCUUUCCUAGAUUUUGACAACGAAAGUUGGAGAUCUUGGAUCUAGUAAUAGAUAACCUAAGCAUCGAGAGUUGAUUGGUUAUUCUUAUAGUUGAGUUCUAUAAUAUCAUGCUUUAAUCUCUAUAUCAUUAUGAUCCUGAUUUCCUAAUAGAAACCUUAGAUCUAGUAAACCAUUGUUCCAUCAAACAACUCCCAAGUUGAACGAUUGUCUUGUUCAAUUUGUUUACUGCUUUAUUUACUGCUUUAUUUAUAUUUACUGUCUUAUAAUCUAUUAGCCUAGCUUAAUCAUAUAACUAUUAAAUCUAGUGUGUGCCCUAACUUCCUGUGGAUUCGAUCCCUAAGUGCUACAACUCGACCUCUUAUUUGAGAGAGUAUAAAUCACUCCUUAAGGUAAUUUGAGUGAUAUCAAAUUUGGCACCGUUGUUGGGGAGUGUUGAUCGCCAUUAGAACUUUUCUAGUUAGAUUUAGUCUAGGUUUUACUUUUGUUCAACAAAAAACUCAUAAACUUUUUUCUUGUGUUUUAGGUACAUAGAUAUGAGUACCAGAAGCAACAAGGGAAUAGGGUUCUUAUUAGUAGAGCCACUGGAUUUGGAAUGUGUGAUCCAUAAGUCUAAGAGGGCAGUCGACACCCUCCAAGCAGCGAUCAACAGCGUAGAAAUCCGAUUAUCGAUCGAUGCCGAUCAUCAAGUAUCGAUCGACACCCUCCAAGCCGAAGCAAUCAACAGCGUGAACCAAGCAUCGAACGACACAAUUCAGCAUGUGUCGAAAAACAAUGUUCAUGCGGGUACUGUUCAUGGGGCAUUGUUCAUCAGAGUACUGUUCACAAGGUCACUAUUUAUCCCGGGACUGUUCACCUCGACACUGUUCACCAGAUAUCGAACGACACCGUUGAUUUGGCAUCGAUCGAAACACUAUUCAUUGCGGCACUGUUUACCGAAACACUAUUCACCAGGACACUGUUUAUCACAAAUCGAUCGGCACUGUUCAUCCCGCAUCGAUCGACACCAUUCAUCCCGCAUCGAUCAAUACUGUUCAUCCCGCGUCGGCGAAACUGUUAAUCACGACACUGUUCAUCGCGGUACUGUUCAUCAAAACAAUGUUCAACACUACACUGUUCAUCCGUGUACUGUUCAUCCGACGCUGAAAAAUAAUAUUCAUCAAGGGUCGACCGAGAAAACUUGCGUGGAAACAGAGGAAGUCAAUGUAAUCAUACUGAGAUUCGAUGAGAAUUGGAUGCUAAGAGAUGAAGAAGGUCACCCUCGCAACACCACAGGACAAUUGAUUAAUGCAAAGUGUGUUGUAAUCCCUGAUGUGAUUGUUGUUGUUGAGACAACCGAGUUUGAUCUGAACCGCGAAUGUAUGAUUGGGGAAGUGUGGACCCUUUCCAAGGUCUUCUUCAUGAAGAUCCCAGAGACCAUAUCAAAGAACUUGAGGAACUAGCCUCAUCAAGCAAGCAGAAUGAAGUAUCUGUUGAUCACAUUAUCUGCACGAUUUUCCCAUACUCUAUAUUCCUCAACAAAUUUCUCUAUGAAGCUGCAGAAACUCGAGAGAGGAAGUUUGAUGAUAUGGUGGACCAAAUGAUUAAAGGUUGGGAGAAGGAAUUGAUGGCUAGAUUCAGUCAGAUGUUGGGUGUAGACUACACUGAGCCAAUUGAGAAUUUGAAACCAUGAGCACUCACAUCAAGAAGCCAGACAUUCAAGUUCAAUAUGCAGAUGAGGAAACACAGAGGGACAAACUGAACAGAGGACAGCUGGUCAACCAUUAUACAGUAGAAGGUGAUGAACAACAUGAAUUUGGAGAGCUGAGCAGAGUAGAAGAAGCUGAUAUUAGUGACACAAGUUCAGCAUCGAUUGACAACCUCACAUCACCAUCGAUCGACACCAGCACCUCGGAAUCGAUCGAUACAUACUUUUUUCAUCGUAUCACUCAAAAUCCCUGAAAAAUUGAGUAGUCCUCAGGACAUUGCAGAAUCGACACAGAAGAGCACUAAUGUACCAAGUUGUUAUCCUACCUUAGGUAUGGACAUAGAGAUUAACAUGGAUGAUUUCUUGUUGGAGCCAGAGGAUAGAAAACAACUUGGAGAUUUGGAUUCGAGUAGAGAAGUUUCUACAGAAGAUUUUUGGAGCUAAAGGAUGAAGAACAUCCUGAAAAUUUGAGACAAGACUUGGAGAUGAAGCUUAAGGAUCCAGAAACUUCACUAAAGGUUAGCAUCGUUCGACACCAACAUGAUGAGAUCACUCGACACCCACCCUUCAUCAUCGAUCUACACCCACCCUACAUCAUCGAUCGACAGACACAAGACUGCAUCGAUCGACACUCAUUGUUGCAAAAGCUACCAUGAUACAUAGUUAAGCUAGCGCCAGUUGAGGAAAGAGAAUACAAGUCUCAGGCCUCACACCUUGCUGUCACCAAACAUCUGAGAUCACCAAUCUGUUCAGAAGAAGCUACUGAAUUUGCAAAAGAGUGAAGAGGACACAUGAUCCUGUGAAAAUUGUCGUUCCAUGCACGGUAUUUAAAGUUGAAUCUCCUAUCCCUCCAUAUAGAAGUACACAACUAGGUUCCUACAAUGUAGUAUUUGAUGAUCAUCAGCAUGUAGUAGCUUCUCAGAGAGGGUUGAUACUUAGAAGUGACAUCGAGCAAGGACCAUCAUUGGCAGUGUCGAACGACACCAACCCGACAUCAUCGACUGAUACCUCUUUCUUCAUAUUGAUCGACACCCCUGUGGUUUAUCACACGCGGAGACAGAAUGAGACAAGUCCGGGGGAAAGAAGAGAAGGAAAUGGAAGAAGAGGAAAAGGACCAAGAUAGAUUCUCAGUUAUCAUUGACUUCUUACUUCUCAGAUGGUGUCAGGAAAUCCAGAGUGCGCAACAAAAGCUUCUCACAGCCGUUUACAAAGCUUCGAGCACUCCUUAUUGCUGAGAUGAUAGACAAAAGAGAAGAGUAUAUGGAGGAGGCUUUCACACAAGAAUGAUAAAGCUUCAGAGAGUGGACAUUGAAACAUGUUUUGGACCAUGUUCUCAUUCUCAUCCGGACUAAAUCAGAUCUCCAGAAGUCAAGCAAAAGACUAAAAACAAGCGCUGAGUGGAAGGCAACCCACUGUUAGGUUUGUUUUCAAUUUGGUUUUAUUAUCAUAUACUACUAAUAUUUGCUUUUAUUUAUUGCAGGUAUAAAAAAAAAGUGAACAGUGACGACGACAAUGUAACAGAGUUACUGUAGCAGCACAUCGAGCGACACUGUAGCAAGAAAAUCGACUGAGACUGUAGCGAGUUACUGUAGCGAGUUACUGUAGCAGUAUACUGUUCAUCAAAAAAAACAGAUCAGACUAAAAGUUUGCCAUCAGCAUCGACCGAUGAGACCAGGUCGAUAUCGAUCGACAUCAUCACAUCAGAAACGAUAGAAGUGCACUCACUUACAUCGAUCAAUACGGUUUCAGUCAUGUAUAACGUCCUAACUUGUUAUAUUCAGUACUUAUGCUUUAAGUUUUUAGUGACUGUUAUACACUGGGGACAGUGUAAUUUAAGUCUGGGGGGAUUACUAAUGA
Raphanus sativus (radish) is the source of this 6017-nucleotide messenger RNA. RefSeq lists its product as uncharacterized. The coding region runs from base 3010 to 3915 and encodes 301 amino acids. The record is from RefSeq and is a predicted model, not a curated record. The transcript is spliced from 2 exons. NCBI's taxonomy places the organism in Eukaryota, Viridiplantae, Streptophyta, Magnoliopsida, Brassicales, Brassicaceae.